ACAGAGAAAGUGACAUUUACAACCCAAAUACUGUGUGCUGGUGUACCCGAGGAAAAGGACAAGUAAAAGCGAGCCAGUGCUUCCGUGUCGUAAAUUAGUUUAGUUUCAGGUCCUCCACAUUUCUUGAUGAUUACAGCCUCUUCUUUCACUGUGCCUUUCCAGUCCAUAAGAGUUUAGGGUUUUCUUAAAUAUGCUUAAAGCUGAAAUUUAUUUUCAUCAUUGUAAAGUUCUGACACCUCUUGUUAUUCUAAAGAUACAGUUGUAUUUAUUUUUCAUUUGGAGAAUACUGAUUGGUUUAGAUUUGAUUGCACAAAUUUUGUUUUUGUUUCAUAUUAAAUUAGGAGCUAUCUGAUCUAUUAAAAAUCUCUAUUUACAUGAAAGUAUAAUACAUAGGCACAAACAAGCCAAAGUAUUGUGAUAAAUGCCAAAAGGUUAUUGCAAGAGAGAGAGAAAGAAAAAAUAACAUUAAGAAUGAAUGUAGAUGACAGAAGUACUACACUUUUUUCUCUCUUUUUCAAGAAAUCCUCAAAGAAGUUUUAACUCAAUUACCUAGUCAUUAUGAAGUUUGUGGAGAUUAUGUCUUAGCCCUAUAUAACAAACCCAUUUUUUUUCAUGAAUUAGGCAUGUAUUUGUAGAAGAUCUUGGAAGUUUUCAAGAACAAAAUUAUUUCUUAUUUAUCUUGCCAAUUGUGGUUUGGCAUUGCCAUCCAUUAUUAUGCUUACAAUAAUUGUAAAUGUGUAACUCACUUUUGUGUGUGGGUUCAUGCAUUCAGUCCUUUUAUGAUAUGGUUAUCAGUGUCAUUCAGAAGACUUAAGCUAUUGUGUUUGUAAUUUAUGUAUUCAGUAUUUCAGAAUUUAUAACUUGCACAAUAUACCACUGCCUGCUCUUUGGAAAUCAAGAACACUUCUGCUUUCAAUAUGGUGGAAAGCAGCUUCCUCACAUUUGUCACAUUUGUGAGGUGCUGGUGUGGCAAAUGAAAUAUUUUUGUUGCCUGGUUAUUUGUUAAGUUGCAUUUGUUUAUUUUACUGUAUUGUUUCCUUAAAAUUUUACAGAUUGAUUUUGUUGAAUUAUGAGCGAUGUUGUUUUCUUUGAGUUUCAGUAAUUUGUUUCAGUAAAGUGAAUGUCAUUAUUCCAAAUAUUUAACAGGUGUUUUUAACAGAAUAAUGUUCUGUUAUUCCACUCAUUAUGUAUCAUUAUUGGUGGUGCUUUUCCACCAAACCUACAUUGUCUUUCAAAGCUUCCCUUUAUGGUUUAAACAUGGCUAUAGUUACUAAUGUAGGAAUCAUCCUAUUCCUUAGGAUAAUGGAGAAAAUUUACUUGAAUGUGCUUUAGCUGGAUGCCAGGCCUGUUUCUUUGUUACAUGAUAUAAGUAUGACUACAGCUGAGUGUAAUCAAAUAUGUAAUCAUAUGAUUAUGAACAAUAAGUUCCCAUUCCAUCUUUUGCAUCUCCCUCCUUUUAUGUUCAUAAUCCUGCACUACUUUCCCUAU
Messenger RNA from Penaeus monodon (black tiger shrimp), 1488 nucleotides. Its product is annotated as cystine/glutamate transporter-like. The record is from RefSeq and is a predicted model, not a curated record. Gene Ontology annotation, molecular function: L-amino acid transmembrane transporter activity. NCBI's taxonomy places the organism in Eukaryota, Metazoa, Arthropoda, Malacostraca, Decapoda, Penaeidae. Gene Ontology annotation, biological process: amino acid transmembrane transport.